CACGCUUCUGCAACAAGCAGGAAAUAGAGGAGAGUACAAGCAGAGGAGAUAGGGGAUCGCCAUGGAGCAGAUGGCGGCGUGAUCCGCGGGUCGAAUCAGUCCGGCCAGCAAGCUGGCGGUGGCAGGGGCCAUGCGCGCCUGCCGGUCGCCCUUAAAAGAGAGGCUCGCUCAUUUGUUCGGGGGGUUUUCUUUUGGGGUUCAAGCUACAGAGGGAGAGAGAUUGGAAGAGCUCGGGAGAGUUUUAAGUGAGUGAGAGGGAGAGAACCAGACAAUGAGGGAGCUCUGCUCCCACCCCCGGAACCAGGUAGGUGUUGUGGGUAGCUUACUUAUUUAUUUGUGUCGAGUUGCGUCACUUUCCCGAGGAUCUCGCUUCGGGAACACCGCGGGACGGCCAGUCAUUGCUCGAUCCAUUUCGAGUUCACCCUCCCAUCGCCGUUGCGGAAGUCGAGUAGGGAUCUGUCAUUUUAAACGCUCGUUCCCGAGAACGCUCGAUGCUCCGCCUUAUUUUGGUAGGAUAGGACGUUGAGUUUGCUCCUCCUGUCAGUCACAUGCGUACUGGGCUUCUAAUGCCCAUUUGAUGAAUUUAUUAUUAUUAUUUUUUUAAGUUUGGCGCUGAGUCCGAGUCCAAAAGGGUUGAUAUCGUUCCUCCGUUCCAUGCCCGCCCCAUGUUCGACGAUACGUCCAAGCCUGCCUAGGCGCGUACAUUACCGAUUCCCAUUUGUUCUUGAACGCGGAUAAGUAGGUUUUGCACGUUAUGAACCUUUUGUUUGCUUGCGACUUGUCGUUUGCAUCAUCGGGCCGUGUCUGGGCAUACAUUCGCUGUGUUUUAUUUGUCUCCCGUUGGUUUCCUCCUUCGAUGCUGUCACCCCUCGCUCGCCUCGCCGCUCAGCUGCUGGCCCUCGACGCCGCCGCUGGACGCCGUCACCCCUUGCUCGCCUCGCCGCUCAGCCGCUUGCCGUCAACACCGCCGGUGGACGCUGCUCGUCCCCUCGGUGGAGGAUGCUCGCCGCUCGCCCAGCCGUCCCCAACGCUGCUGGCCCGGUCGCCCCGACGCUGCUCACCCCUGACGCCGCUCGGCCAGCCGCCCCCGACGCUGCUCGCCCAGUUGGUCCCCUACGACGCUCGCUGCUCGCCCAGCCGCCCUUGAUGUUGCUCGCCUAGUUGUCCCCGAAGCCGCUCGCCCAGCUGCCCUUGAUGCCGCUCACCCAAUCACCCCUGAUGCCCCUCGCUGAGCCUCCCCCGAAGCUGCUCGCCCAGCUGCUUGCCCUCAACGCCGUCCUCAACACCGCUCACCAAGAUGCAGAUGCUACUAAACCUAAUCUCAUUGAAGGAAGAGCCUUUCGUGCCUUAUCUGAUGUUCAAAGGGAAGAAAUUGCAGAAAGAAUAUCUGUGAUGGGACGAUCCUCACCAAGUGGCAAGCUUCUGCUUGUGCAAGCUCUGAAGAAACGAGGACAUGUAGUUGCUGUUACUGGAGAUGGCACAAAUGAUGCCCCUGCUCUAAAUGAGUUUCCAAUAUUUCAUUGUUUAUUUUUUAUUUUUAUGGGAAGGUUUGGAUCUAUUUAUGAUGUGGUUAUGCUGGCAGCACAUUUGCAUUACAGCCCAGCUCGAUGGAUUUGCAUUAUUGGCCACAUUCGCAUUAUGUUGCUCAUUUGUCCGUAGGCUUCUAAAUUCUCUAGUUGACUGGUAGACAGUCAAAGUAACUUGGGUGCAAUAAAUGUUAUCAAAUUGGUUUGUACACCUUAAUGUGGUCCUGAUGUCUUAUGGUAUAUUAUAAUUGGUACAUUACGCA
Molecule: messenger RNA, 1789 nt
Organism: Eucalyptus grandis
Lineage: Eukaryota; Viridiplantae; Streptophyta; Magnoliopsida; Myrtales; Myrtaceae
Product: probable cation-transporting ATPase F
Exons: 2
Coding region: 1195-1659 (154 amino acids)
Cellular component (GO): intracellular membrane-bounded organelle
Molecular function (GO): P-type calcium transporter activity
Source: RefSeq, a predicted model, not a curated record